CGCCGCAGUGGUGCGUUCCGAGCCAGACGAUAGUCUGCGAGCUGCUCGAAGAUAUCAGUCCGCCUGGCAUUAUUCCGGGGCGUGAGACGGUCGCGAAACUUCCGCUACAACGAUGUAGUUGGAAAACCUCGACAAGACACUAUCCGGGAAGGUUUUUCUUUUCGUUUAUUUUUACUUAUUAUACACCCUUAUCGGUGUCCCCUCCUCAGUUUGCUUUGUUUCGGGUGUUCGCGAUUUUGUGUUUACGACAGGGCGAUUUUAAAGCCCAGAUAAAAAAUGUGCUAGUCAAGCUCUUUUAUUAUUUAUUUUGCAAUUUGUUUCGAAUGAUAAUAAUUCGGAGCGCAAUCGAUCGGAUUUUAGAUAAAUGUAUUAAUAAUAUUUUAUCUCCAUGUGUGCGUGUGUGUGUGACUUCAAGAAUUUUUUAACGCAGACGAUUUUUUGAAAAAUACUGACACUGCCUCCGUUUUUAAAUAAUUCUGAGAAAUUUAUUUCUCAACUUUUCGAACUGUAAAAAAGAAAAAAAAACAAGAAAAAUUAAUGAAAGUUAGAACUAUAUAGUUUUGGUGAAAGUCGAAGUGUCGGGAGCUGAAAACAUGCAGACGAUAGUUGUUCGAUGAGACGGCGUGAUGCGUUGUGAUCAGCUGAUCCGCUUCGUCGGGGCAUUUGGAAGACGGUCCCUGGAACAUUAGUGGAACGUUCGAACGCUGCGGAAGGCGCACCAGACUCCAGCCAGACGUCUGCCGCCAUGCAGACCAAGGGCUUCUCCACGGGGAUCGUAUACUUAUCUAUCGUCUGCUUUCUUGCAGGUGACCCGACCCUCGGAGACACCCUAUGUGCCUACUCCAAGCAGAGCGUGGUGCGAGUGUCUGUGGCCGCCAAGGGGAGCUAUGAAGAGGGGGAGGACGAGGCCCCCCUCAGGGUCAACGGGGAGCUGGUGGAGGAGGGGCAGGCCGAGCGCUGCGCCCACACCACCUUCUGCUACGCCCUCUGGCAGGAGGACUCCGCCAACGCCACUGCCAUAGUCGCCCAGGGUUGCUGGAGUGCCACUGAAUUCGACUGCACCGCAGGUUCUUGCGUCUCCAACAAGCCACCGCAGUCUGUGCACAACACCACCACCAAGUUCUGCUGUUGCUUGGGACACAAGUGCAAUGUCAACGUCUCGGAUGGCUUCGUGCCCUCCGCGGAAGCCACCACCAGCUCCACAGUGUCUGGCUACGUGGAGUCCGCCGCCUACGACACGCGGACCGUAGUGGUUGCGGUGGCGGGGAUGUGUUCCCUGGCCCUGAUGCUGGUGCUGGCCGUCUGCAUCCUGUAUCGCCUGUGUCCCGCGACCCGCAAGCCUGGCCCGGACGCCGCCCACCUCAUCGAGCCCCCCCUGCCCCCCUCCUCGCCCACCUUCAACAUCGACAGCCUCAAGAUCGCCGAGAGCGUCGGGAGGGGCAGGUAUGGUCACGUGUUCCGGGGAACCCUGUACAACCGCUCUGUGGCAGUCAAGAUCUUCGCUGCCCAGCAUCGCCACAACUACCUGAACGAGAGAUACAUCUACUGUCUUCCUUUCAUGGAUCAUCCGUGCCUUCCCAAGCUCAUCGGUGCAGACGAGAGGACCAAUGGCGAGGACAGGCUGGAGUUCCUCCUGGUUUUGUCGUAUGCCCCCCAGGGCUGUCUUCAGGAGUACCUCAUGCACCACACCAUAGACUGGCACCGCUUCUGCCGAAUGGCGCAGAGUAUAACGCAAGGACUGGCGCAUCUGCACAUGGAGAUCAGGAAGGACGACAAGACGAAGAUGUGCGUUGUGCAUCGGGACCUGACCUCUAGGAACAUCCUGAUCAAGGCCGAUGGGAGCUGCAUGCUGUGUGACUUCGGAUUUGCGAUAUGCGUGUCCGGAUCAAAGUACUACAUCAACGGAGAAGAGCAGGUGGCCGAGUCUACAUCCCUCAUGGACGUGGGCACACUGAGGUACAUGGCCCCGGAAGUCCUAGAGGGCGCUGUGAACCUGAGGGACUGCGAAUCCUCCCUCAAGCAGAUAGACGUCUAUUCCCUGGGACUCAUUCUGUGGGAGCUGGCAACUCGCUGCAGCGACCUCUUCCAAGGUGUGGAAGUGCCCAAUUACAAGGCUCCAUUCAUAGCGGAAAUUGGAAACCAUCCAACCACAGACCAGAUGCAAGUCCUGGUGGCCAAGAACAAAGCUCGACCCCUCUUCCCAGACAUAUGGAAAGACACCAACCCGGCUGUGAGGGCCCUCAAGGAGACCAUAGAGGACUGUUGGGACCAGGAUGCAGAGGCCAGGCUCACUGCACUCUGUGUGGAGGAGAGGCUCAUAGAGCUGCCCACCCUAUGGGACAGGCACAAAGCUGGAACUGCGAUCCAAGGCGUGAGUCCCACCAUCAACCCGACGUCCUCCCAGAGGAGCAUCGUCAUCGGGAACGGGGUGACGUCGGGCGGCGGCGGCUGGUUCCGGGGCUCCACCUUCGAGAUGCCGGUCAUCCGGGGCGACGCCACCAGCCCCACCAACUGGGCCUUCGAGGGGCGGCACAGCGGCGACUUCAGCGCCUCCGAGUGCACGGCCGAGACCAGCAUCGCCGCCUCCCCCGCCGACGCGACGCCCAACUGGAAGAACCUCUGUGCCACCAACAACAACAACGUCCUCCCGGGCGGCACCAAGGUCACGGUGCCGCUGCAGCCCUACCAGGGCAAGAACCCCAUCAUGGAGAGGAACCUCGUCAUGGAGCCCGCCGAGGACGUCGCCGUGAGCGGCAACUCCCUCGUGGAGAGGGGCGGCAAGUUCGGGCGGCGGGAGGGCUCCUUCGCCGACCUCUUCGACGCACUCCAGAACGGGGAGGUCUCCGAGAGCAACGCCCUGGUGCCCAACGACGUGCUGAGCCACUCGACUCGUGCCGUCAACCCGAUACCCUACGUCCAGAACGCCGUCCACGUCGUCGGGACGAUCCCCAAGAAGCCCAACGUUCCCGGGAACGGGCACAGCCUGCAGAUGGCGGACGGACACGGCACCAAGAAGCGGGAAGGCGGCAUCAUGGGCGGGUUCCGGAACCUGUUCAAGUUCCAGCGCUCCGGCCCGACCGCCGCGGGUCCCCCCGUCCCGGAAGCGCCGCCCGCGCCGGCACUCCCCACGGUCAACGUGCCGAAGCUGAACACCGUCAAGAAAGCCGGCGCCUCCAACCUCACCAAAACUCAAAGUAUGGACACCGAGGUGUUCGUCAACGACGAGUUCGGCAUGACGCAGACCGUCGUGCGCCCGGUGGCCAACAGGCAGGUCUACUGCCAGACCGUGCCGCCGGAGGCCUCGGAUCCGGACUCGGACGGGAAGGUCCCGUUCCAGAACGGAUUCGUCCAGAGCCGGACUCACCCGCAGCUGUGUUCGGAGAACAACGCGAGGAUGAAGAGACCCAACACGUUGCCGAUAGCGACGAACGGCCACGCUCCGAAAUUGUCGCAAUCCGGACGGAACGACCGUGCCGUCAAAUUACCGCACUCGGGGACGACACAAAACGGCCAUGCCGUCAAAUUACCGCACUCGCGAACGACACAAAACGGCCAUGCCGUCAAAUUACCGCCAUCCAGGACGACGGCAGACGGCAACGGAGGGAUAUUGAGGACAACGGUGGACGGCCGUGGACUGCCGCAAUCCGGGGCGACCCAGAACGGUCAUGCCGUCAAAUUACCGUCAUCGAGGACGACGAUGGUAAACGGCAGCGGCGUCAAACCGGCGCGUCCGGACCCCAAAUUACCGCAGUCCGGCAGCGAAUCGAGCGUCUCCAGUCUCCGGGAUUCGCCGAACCAGAAGUGCCGCUUCUCGCUCUACGACGACAGGGUCAUGACCCUGAAUUCCCGUUUUUUCCGGGAAAUCGAACAGACAUCCUGCAAGUUGGGCUCCCCCCACAUCUCUGCCUCCGUACCCCUGUCUAUAGACUCUCUCUGCGAAUCGGAAGUCAGCAACUUCCAUCAGACGUUUCAGAAGCAAAACUCUCAACCCAGAAUCGACGACCAGCAAUGAUUACGACUGCUGUUAACCUUAACAAAUUAUAGUGACAGACAAACUCUGGAAUCAAUCGCUUACCGUUCGAUCGUCGCCUUCUAUUUUUGUAGAAAUUAUUUAAUUUUCGAAUGGUGCUGAGAAUGGAUCUGCUAUAUAUAAAGGUAAUUUAUUAAAUAGUUGUUCAACUUUCGAUGGGUGCGACAAUUUGACGCUCAAAGUGAGAGAAUGAGUGAAAGUGGUGCGAGCUGAAGAUAAUUUGUUUCAUCCAACCAUAGUUUUUACUGUUUAUAUAUUGUCCCAUUGGUUGUUUUCUGUAUUGUAAUGCAUUUAAAAUGUCGACGUCUUACUUAUAUCACAAUGGCCAUACUUUUUUUUUUCUUCUGGAAUCAUAACUUAAAACAUUUUCACAUAAAUGUUUAUGUUUAUGAAACAUCCUUUUAAGUCUAUGCAAUUUAAGUGCAAUAUGCGGCUCAAAAAGUUCAUCAUCUCUUGGGGGAAGAAAAUUGAAAAAAAAAAUUGUUAAAAAGUAUUUUUUCUUUGCAACUGCAUCAUGUCCAUUCAGUUAAAUUAAAAUUAAU
Molecule: messenger RNA, 4572 nt
Organism: Uloborus diversus
Lineage: Eukaryota; Metazoa; Arthropoda; Arachnida; Araneae; Uloboridae
Product: bone morphogenetic protein receptor type-2-like
Exons: 11
Coding region: 746-4012 (1088 amino acids)
Biological process (GO): protein phosphorylation; cellular response to growth factor stimulus; BMP signaling pathway
Cellular component (GO): plasma membrane; signaling receptor complex
Molecular function (GO): ATP binding; transforming growth factor beta receptor activity
Source: RefSeq, a predicted model, not a curated record